AGGAGGAGGAGUAUCAAGGGGAGGGAGGGGAGUAUCAAGAGGUCGAUAUCAACCAUUGCUGCCAUCACCUACCAAGUUGUCACAGGUGAGGAAUGUGUGGGAACGUGAUUAUGAUCUUUCUGAGCCAAUAUUACAAAGAUAUUCCCCAGGCGGUCGACAAACAGCGAUUCCAGAUACUUCUGAAAGACGAUAUAGAUUUGUUCAAGAAAUUAAUAAAAGGAUGGAUAGUUCAGAAAUGUUUUAUAGGCGAAACAACUGUAAUCUUAAACGGAACAUAAGACCAUUACUUGUAUGUGGGGAUCAAGGGUAUUUAAUAAAAGAUAAGACAUUAUAUGAAAGUGACAGCAGCAGCAUUUUUACAAUGUCUAAUUCUGGAAAGGAAACAGUUUUUGCUAAGAAGCAACACAGAAAAAGUAAUACCAGUGUUACUCUAAAACAGAACCAAAAAUAUCCUGUUAGUAGUCACAAAAAAUACUCAAGAAACCCUGCCAGUAUUUUUAUACAAAAGGACAAUGCAAGUUUUGCCAAUAUUACUCUGAAAAAAGUCACAGCUGUUACUAGAUUUCCUCUGAAAAGAGAUGCAUAUAAUGUCAGUAUUAUUCAGAAAAAAACCCCAGAGUACUAUCAGUAUGACUCAGAAAAAGGAAACAAAUGCUCUUAGUACUGCUAAGAAAAACAACACCAAUGCUGUCAGUAAUUCUGACAAAAACAAUACAAAUGCUGUAAGAAUGACUCCGAAAAAUGACACAAGUGCUGUCAGUAUUUCUCAGAAAAAUAACACAAGUGAUGUCAGUAUUUCUCAGAAAAAUGACACAAGUGCUGUCAGUAUUUCUCAGAAAAAUAACAUGAGUGAUGUCAGUAUAACCCACAAAGAAGAUCUCAAAAGUCCAGCCAGUAUUACUUUGAAAAAAGACACCACAUGUGCUGUUGGUAUUGUUCCAAAAACAGACACAAAUAGUGAUGCCAGGAUUACUCCGAAGCAGGAGAUGGAAAACACUGGUAGUGUUACUCGGAGGCAGGUUACAAAAAGUGAUCUUUGCAGUACACAGAAACAAGACAGAAACUCUAAUGCUAGUGUAAGACGGAACGAAAUCAGAAGUACAGUUUCGACACAAGUGCAUAUAACUAAUAAAACAUUUGAUUCCAAAGUUGAUAGGAGAGCGGAUAGUGGAAGAAAAAAGGGUUUACUUUCUAAAAUACUUCUAGCAAACCAAAAAGCAAACAAACAAAGGCUUGAUGGGGAGAAUCAACCUAUUCCAUUAGAUUCAAUACAUUUCAAAGAAAAUUACAGCCUUAAUGGCAAUCGGUCUAAAAUGGGAUUUGAGGAAUUUCAUCGUUCUCAUUACCAAACUUCAGGUUGUGGGCCUCCUAACUUUCCAAGCAGGAGAGGAAAUGUUUACGAUCAUCGUGUCCCAGUUUGUGAGAGAUGGAAGUCUGAGGAAGAAGCAUCUCAUUCAUCGAGUCGUUAUUUUGAUCAUUCCUCUACCAGGACCUUCAGCAGAUGGAGGAGUGAAGAUGAUGUGUCAUAUCCAUCACAACUUGAAGAAGAUGUGUCAUAUCCAUCACAAUGUGAAGACCAUAUUUCAUAUCCAUCACACUGUGAAGACGAUGUGUCAUAUCCAUCACAACAUGAAGACGAUGUGUCAUAUCCAUCACAACGUGAAGACGAUGUGUCAUAUCCAUCACAACGUGAAGACGAUGUGUCAUAUCCAUCACAACGUGAAGACGAUGUGUCAUAUCAGCAAUGUAAAGACGAUGUGUCAUAUUCAUCACAACAUGAAGACGAUGUGUCAUAUCCAUCACAACGUAAAGACAACGUGUCAUAUCCAUCACAACAUGAAGAUGAUGUGUCAUAUCCAUCACAACGUGAAGACGAUGUGUCAUAUCCAUCACAGUGUGAAGACACCAGGAACCAUCCUUGGACAUAUUCACAAAGUCAAAGGAGAGAAAUCUUCACUUUCAGUGCAAGGGGACAUUAUCGCUCUUACAAGUCAUAUGACGAUAAAAAUUAUUUGUAUCGUGAUUAUUAUCAAGAUAAGGAGUAUGAUCCAGAGUAUGCACAUGGCCGUGAAUAUGAUCCUAAAUAUUAUCGGGAAUAUGAUCGUGGACGUUAUCCUGAUUAUGAGUAUGAUCCUGAUUAUGAUCCUUCUAGACGAGAAUACAGUAGAUGGGAAGAUAAUCGGACCCAUGUUCAUCCAGUGACUAAGGGAACGAGGUAUAGAAGACAGCAAAACAUAGAAACAACUCCAAGGACUGUUUUUUACAGGCAUUUGGCAAGAGUUACACAACGAAAGAGAUUUUCUGCAUUUCGUUGUCAUUCCAGACUUGUUUCUAGAAUGUCAGAUACCAGAAAGACAGACAUCUCUGAUAAACAAGCUUCACCAUGUGAUAUGUCAGAACAUCUGAAAGUAAAGCUUACUAACCCAUCAGAACUGACUACAAUUGAGAGCGAGUUAGAAAUGGCAGGAAAACGGGAUGACAAAGAUUCCACCAAGACUAAGUCCGACCAGAAGGCCAAGCGACAUGUUACUGUACCAGGUGAUCAGAUGGGUGAUGGUGAUGAGUCACAGACUGGAGAGUCCAUUGCUUUGGUGCUUACAGAAAUGGAUCCUUUAGUGGAUGAAGAAACAUCCACAAAGCCUGAGCACAUUGCUGACUUGCAUCCAUCAACCUGUUCCAAAUCACAAGUCAGCACAACUGAACAGAUGUUGGAACACAAAGUACCGGAGAAACUUGAGAAGUCUGUUGGUCUUGUUACUGCAAUGCAAUGUUUGCAAGUGGAUGAAACUAAUAAAAUGGACACAAGUUCUUUCCAAUCUGUUCGAUCAGCACUGCCAGAAUGUGAAAAAAGUCUAGAUGAACAUGAAUCAUUGGAUAAUGAUCAUCUUAAAGGUUUCAUAAUCCCUGUUCAUGUUGGUAAGUGCCCGGCCAGAACCUCUGAAAAGACAUAUUCAUGUACGAAAAACAUCAGCAAAAAUGUGCCAUUGAAUAGUAGAAACAUAAUUAAACUGACAACAGACUCUGACAAAAAAAUGACCUUAUCUGUUGAAAGAACAGUCUCUGAUUGUGACAUACAGUCCCAUCUUCAAAGUGUCUCUGAACAUGACAUACAGUUCCAUCUUCAAAGCGUGUCUGAUCAUGACAUACCGUCCCAUCUUCAAAGCAUCUCUGAUCAUGACAUACAGUCCCAUCUUCAAAGCGUCUCUGAUCAUGACAUACAGUCCCACCUUCAAAGCGACUCUGAUCAUGACAUACAGUCCCAUCUUCAAAGCGACUCUGAUCAUGACAUACAGUCCCAUCUUCAAAGCGUCUCUGAUCAUGACAUACAGUCCCACCUUCAAAGCGUCUCUGAUCAUGACAUACAGUCCCAUUUUCAAAGCGACUCUGAUCAUGACAUACAGUCCCAUCAUCAAAGUGUGUCUGAUCAUGACAUACAGUCCCAUCUUCAAAGCGUCUCUGAUCAUGACAUACAGUCCCAUCUUCAAAGCGACUCUGAUCAUGACAUACAGUUCCACCUUCAAACAGAAAAUACUAAUAAUAGUGCUCUGGAGGACUUGGAGAUCACUAUGUGCAGCAAGACUAAAAAUACUGAAAGUAUUCCAAGUGGCAAUCUUACUAGUUUUAAUGUCUUUGAUGGCAGUGAAGAUUUUAUUCCAGAAGGCAAUACUACUCAGAAAUCAGAUGCUCACAAGUCAAGUUCUGAAGAUACUUCGAUUAGAAAAGGACCUGAAAGUGUAAGCAAGACGACAAUCCCACCAUCAGCAUCAGUUAAAAGCGAAAGAUCAGUAUCUGAUGCUGUUAAUCGGUAUGUUGAUAGUGUACCAAAGAAUUCCAGACCUUGUGAAUCCCAUCAAGUACAAAACAUUCCUCUACCGCAUGAAUUCCAUGACGUAACAGAUCACCAUGAAAGAGAAGGCUCUACAGAUGCCACAAUCAAAUCGGACGUGAAAGAAAGCCAAGACAUGGUUUCUAAGACGAUAGAAUCUGAUUCACCACAAUCUCCUGCUGCUGACAUUGAGAUGGAUACCCAGAAAAACGAUGAUGCUUUAAAUGUAGACUUGCAUGCAGAUGGUCAGUUAUUGCUUGGUACAGAAAAAAUGUCAUCAGUGGGAGAAAUUCCUUUACUACACACUCAGUGUUCAGAUGCCCAGCCUUCUGGAGUAGCCUUUAGAAAGGGCAAGAACGAUUUGCAGGUGACCUUCAAAUCAAGGCAAGAUAAUAUAGACUUUUCAGAAAUCAGUUUGCCACAAAGAUUCAAAGAGUUAGAUAUCAAAAAACAACAUAAAGAGCAUGUUCCUAAAAUACACACUGUUUUUAAAUCAAAUGAUGUCAGGUCGUCAAGGACCAUCAUACCAGCUGCCAGUCAAGUGUUGACAAAACAAGCUGGUCCGUUAGCUUUAAGUGUUUCUCAAGACACUGAGAUAAAAACUGAGGGCUCUUCAACCACAGAAACUGGUGAUCAAAAUGGUAAAGUUGACUUAGUCUUCAGUCCAAUCAGACCAGUUGUUACUUCACCUCAAACAGGCCAGGUUCCAGGAUCAAAAUGUAGAAAUGAAAGUCAGCAAAAAGUGGCUGUUAGCCCAGAUGUGCCAAGUAUACCUACAUUUGCUGUAUCUGUUGAAUUAGUUCAUACCAAUUCAGUUGGAAAAACUCCUUCCCCAGACAAAAAGUCAGACAAAAAUGUGACCAAAGAUGAUAAGUCUGCUGAUGAUGUAUGUCCUGUGAAGUUGGCAGAUGGACCAGCAAAGGACACAAAAGGUUCAGGAAAUAAGACAGUUCUCUUGGCUUCUGUUUUAUCUGUUGCCAGAGACAUAGAUAUUCUUAUAUCAAAAUACAGUAAGCAGAUCAAAGCUAAAGAAAACGAAGUGCAUAAUUCAGAGACAUUACCUGAAAGUAAUACAUCUUCAGAUGAAACACAUUUAUGUUCAGAUGAUAAGCAGAUGAAAGAACCUAAGCAAAAUGAUUCACAUUCUCAUGAGGGUGCAUUGUUCAGUCCAUUGGUGCAGAACUCUCCUUGUCUUGGUUCCAAGAAUACAGAUCCUUGGUUACCUAAAAGCUAUAUGGAGCACAACAUUCCCAAUACUACUUUCAAAUCUGCUCCAGUCCCUCAGUUAUCUGUAACCUCAGAACAAAACAUUCCCAAACCUGUGCAAAGUUUGUCUACUCAGUUAUCCACUCCAAAAAUACCAUGUGUUUCUCAGUCUGCACAAAGUUUUCCUUCACAAUCAUCUGUGCAAAAAAUACCAUGUAUUGUUUCCAAUACUGUGGAACCUGUAGCUCCUUACUUACAGGUGUCUAAGAGCUCAUCAGGUCAAAACAUUCCUAGUGUCUCUCCCACGUCAACUGAGGUAUUAACCUCUAGUCCUAAGAGAGCUAGACAUUCAUCUGGUAAAGCCAGUGUGCCCACCUCAGGUAUCUGUACAUCCAACUUGAAGGAAGUGCCAUUGGUUCAGCUGAGCACAUUGUCUGGUUCUUUAUGUAGAAGUCCCAGUAUUUCAAGUCAAAGCUAUAACCCACCCAUUCAUAUGACCGGCAUCAUUCCAGAAGAUCUUCCCAAAUGUGCUACAGCCAAAAGUGUUGGUUUAUUGACAAAUCAAAGCCCAGUUUCCGUCCAAGACAUAAACGAUGAUGGUGAAUGUGCAAGAAUUGAUGAGACUUCGUCCAUAAGCAGUAAAGAAAAAACACCUACCAAGAAUGUUGUUUUCCUACAGAAUGAUUCAGAAAAUGUUCUGAAAAAACAUAUUGCACCAGAUUUUUCACUACAAGCUUCUACAAAAUAUGUGUCGCUAGUAGGUGAUAAUGUCAAAGGCAUAGAUAAGCAGAAAAAUGAUUUAAAUUUGGAAAGGAUACAAGAACACAAAGCAGAAACUUGGACUUCAGAUGGUCAUUCCCGUAAAAGGCGAUUUUGUUCUGAUGAUAACGUAGUGCCAGUUAUCCAGCAUUCUGCAGCAGUAACAGCUGCUAGAAGGAUCAUGACUCAUGGUCGUUCGACUUCAUCAAAGGAAGGACUUUCAUCUACAAGAUACUCUUUAGAUACUGACAGUACAAAACAGAGACAAUCAUCCUCACACCACAGUAAUACAUCCCAUCUCACAUGGUCAGAAAUGGACAAGAAUGGUACAUGUAGUUCAUUUAAUAAGUCGCAGAUGUCUUCUUUCAAAAAGAUUUUCCAGGAAUCUACUAGAAAUAAGCCUGUAAGAACUACAUAUGCCUCUAUUGCUUGUCCACAGUCUGAUUUACAUGUACCCAUACAAACUUCUGCAAGCAUGGCAAAGCAUUCCUCUGAGAAUAAAAAGAGUCAUCCUGCUGCACCAUCUGUGUUUUUGGGCAUCACAUCUUAUUCUGUUAAGCCCCAUAAAGUUAAACCCUAUAAAUCAGUCCACAGCUGGUCCGAUGAAAAGAGCCAUUCAUCAAAGUCUUUUGUUCUGCCAAAACGAUAUUCUCUGGAUAGUGCAUGGGAUCCUGAUGCUCCAGAGCCUUUGACAGAUGUUGCUGGAAAGGUCCAUAAAGUAGAAAAGAGGCAAAAUCCAUCGGUGGUGCAGAAACGUAAAGUAAUUAUUCCUAAGACUUUAACCCAUAGUGAAUGCAUAGCUGUUGAAUCUUCAGCAGAAUCUAAGAGGGUUUCAAGUCAGUAUGAGGUUAAACAUUCAGCAUCAUCAUCACAGGUGAAAGAUUCUUCAGAGCAGUCUUCUGAAUUGAGGUUUAAGUCAAAGCAUUCUGCAGUACUUGUAGGAUCAAAAGGCUCUGAAGGAGGGUUAGAAUCAAAACAUUCCACAGUGCAUUCCAGGUCAUCUGUAGUACCACCCAGUGUGUCAUCUACAGAGACUCUAGCAGUACACUCAGGAUCAAAGAUGUCUGACUUGGAGUUAGAAUUGAAACAUUCCACAGUGCAUUCCAGGUCAUCUGUAGUACCACCCAGUGUGUCAUCUACAGAGACUCUAGCAGUACACUCAGGAUCAAAGAUGUCUGACUUGGAGUUAGAACUGAAACAUUCCACAGUGCAUUCCAGGUCAUCUGUAGUACCACCCAGUGUGUCAUCUACAGAGACUCUAGCAGUACACUCAGGAUCAAAGAUGUCUGACUUGGAGUUAGAACCGAAACAUUCCAUAGUAUACUCAGGAUCAAAAAGCUUGGAUUUUGAGCUAGAAUCAAAACAUUUUGGAGUUCAUUCAGGGUCAGGGAGCUCUGCCUUAAAAUUAGAAUUAAAACAUUGCGUGGUACAAUUAGGGCCCAAAACAUUAGACCCCCUGUUGGAAGCCAAAUAUUCUGGAAUACUUUCUGGUGCAAAGAGUAGUGAGGUGAAGUUGAAACCAGCAGAAUCUACUAAAAAGAGUUCGGAAACUGAGACAGUAUUAAAAUCUUCCGAAACUCAAACAAAAUUAAAACAUUCCCCAGUGCCCUCUAGUUCAAAAAGUGGUGAUGUAGAGUUGAAACCAAACUGUUCUGAAGAUUUUACAACUUCUGAAACUGCAGCUGUAAUAGGUUCAGAAGAUGAGAAAUCAGCUGCAUUGGUCUUCUCUGGUAAUGAUACAAGCGUUACAGCAACUACAACAAUAAGCAGGACAAACAAGACCGUAUCGAGCAAAUAUGUAACUCAUUUUCAUGGUGAAGUUUCAGAUGGUGAUUUAUCAAGCAUAGAUGUGGAAUCAGAUGAUGACUCUGUUGAUGAACUGCUCAAUGAAACACCCGCAAUUCUCCAGUCUCUGGAACAAAGAUGCAAUCGAGCAUCUCCAGCCACUCCAGACUGUACACUUGAGUCCUCGCAGCUCAGUGACGAUGACAGCCUGGACUUGCAAAUUGCUACUUCUCCAGUUCACAUCUCAAAGCCAGCGGGAACUAGCAAGUCUGGAUUCUCUCUGGACUUCUUGUUAGCAGAGAAAAUAGAAAAGGAAGAAGAAAAUCGAGAACUGGACAUCAUGCAUGCAGAAUUAAAGGAAGGUAUAAAGAAAGGUGGUUUUGCAAAGCUGACGUUUGAUUCUGAAGAUGGUAAUGAAGGUGACCUUUUACCAGAGUACCAACAAAAGCUGCACCACUUCAAAGUUUCCAAGAGUGUAAUUGAGGAUGUCCAUCCUGGCGAUCAAGUAUUCUCUGCCGAUCACUUCCAGCAGCUCUUCACGGAGAGAAUACUACCGCCAAGCUGUGGCUUUGUUUCAUCAAAUACUACCAUCGACAAACACCUCUUUACCAUUGAGCCAGCCCUGGUUUGUGAUCUGGUGAACACCAACACGCUGUCUCUGUGUUUCCAUGCCAUAGCAUCCAAGGAUGCCAUGCUUCGCUGGCUCUUCUUUCUCCUGUCCAUCCACAGCAGCAGCGUGUUGCUGCAUGGGUGUAAGAAGGUGUUGUUCGACAUCCUCCACACUCAGCACUGCAGUGACAAGACCACCACAUGGACACCAGACAUUCUCGACAUUCUACGAGUCUUCGUCAAUUAUGGUGCAAAAGCCGAGGAUCUGAUGUUGGGUCAGACUGCGUUUACAGAGGAACAAAUCAGAAAAGCAUUUGAAGCUCCCAGUGAUGGAAAUGUUCAGCAGAAUAUACCAAACGUCAAUGCAUAUCAGCGUUUGAAUCAAGAGAACAUAUCCAUGGUUAUACAGACAAUAUCUUACGCCUUGCAAGGAAGACCGAAGUACAAGACCGAGGAACUCAACUGUCUGCUGGUGAUGGUUCUGAAGGUUGCUCUGGAUACUGCACUAAAUAAUUCUGCACUGGAUUACGACCUGCAAGUAUGUGUUGCUUCCAUCCUUGAGAAUUAUGGCAAAGAAGAAUGGCCAGAAAUGAUCCCAGACUUGUGCCUUGUGCUGAGCGGAAUCACAAAACACCAUCACAACAAGGUACAUAUGGCACAGCUACUUCCCAAUGGCAAGAGAGGGCGCUAUGUACAGAGACGCUUGAGUUACGUAUUCCUCCGACAGUUGCUGUUUCCUUCAAAUUGUUUGACACAUCAUUCAGAGUUGGUAAACUUACAGGUGAGGACACUGUCUGGUCUUUUUCAUCACAUCUGUGAUCUGGCGUCCGAGGACUUGUAUGCUCUAGCCAGUGCCAUCACGCUGCUCGAUAUGUCUGUGGGAAACGAGUGCCUCAAGUCAAGUGAAAAGGUCGACCUUGAUUAUCUCACAGGUCAGUUGAAGUUUCUAAUGAGUGAUGUCCGAGACAAUGUCCGAAUGUUGGAUAAAACACGGGUAAAAGAUAUGAUGGUGCGAGUGUCAAGCAAAUGGACUCUGAUGAUGCAUGCUAUGGGUAGCAAGCAGAAAAGCCUGUUUGCCUGGGCUAAGGAGCGGAAUCCUCAAACAAUGACGGUGGAGAGGCUGGAGACCGGGUUGUCUGACCAGGAAACAGAGGUGUCUGAUCAGACAGAUGAUGAUGACGACGAUGAUGUAGAUGUAGAAUCACCACAGCAGACAGAGACUAUACACAGCGAUGUGCAUGGUGCUACGUGUGUUGAUGAGACGAGCGGCCGGAACUUGGCGGAGACCGAACCCGACACUGUGGUGGAGACCGAGUCUGAGGCGGUGCUGGAGACCGAACCCGACACUGUGGUGAAUGUGUUCUUGCAGAAUGAAUCGGACACUGACGAGGACGACAUCAUCAUGUUGAGUGACGAUUCAAACGAAGAAGACGACGACUUGCCGGAUCCAAACAUGUGAAGGAAAUGAAUGUUGCCAUUUUGUGUUUUUAAAAAAACACUUGUAACGUGUGUGAAUUGUUGGGUAUGAAUAGAUGAUUUUCAGGUAUGAAUGAAUGGUAGUGUGUGUUGUGUGUUUUGUGUGUGUGCGUGUGUUUGAGAAAGAGUGAAUGAAUGGUAGUGUGUGUUGUGUGUUUUGUGUGUGUGCGUGUGUUUGAGAAAGAGUGAAUGAAUGGUAGUGUGUGUUGUGUGUGUUUGAGAAAGAGUGAAUGAAUGGUAGUGUGUGUUGUGUGUUUUGUGUGUGUGCGUGUGUUUGAGAAAGAGUGAAUGAAUGGUAGUGUGUGUUGUGUGUUUUGUGCGUGUGUUUGAGAAAGAGGGAAUGAAUGGUAAUGUGUAUGGAUUGUUGUGAAUGAUAUGUAAAUAAAUAGUGUGUGGCAUGUACGGAUUAUGUUUAUCAGUCUUCGUAACUUAGGGCGAUGCCAUGAUACGAGUGCCAUGUACGAGAACAGCUGAUUAACAAGACAAACAUGAUUUCAUCGGUUGCAAUGCAAUUGGUUAUUCUCAUAACUUCUACGAGGCACUCAUAUCGGGUUGCCUUUACAUUGUGUUGGCCACUUUGUAAUGUGAUAUUUGAAGUUACACGUCUCAAAGUAUAUUCCACUAAAUUAUAUUUAAGUAGAUGAGAGAGAUGUAUAAUUCAACAUAUAGUGUGUUCACGAGAGCUGGCUCUUUUGAUUGAUUCAGUAUACAUCAUACAUUGUAUUGAUCACAAGCGUCCUUGAGCAUUUGUCCCUAUAGACAUAACUUUCACAUUAAAACAUGAGUUGUUGCAUUGAAUUCAUCUAAUGUUUAUACAGUAAAAUAUAGUGCAACAAGAUUGAGUAGGAUGUCUGUUCUGAUGCCAGUUAUUUAAUGUUAUAUAUAUAUUAUGAUCCACAUAGUUCAAGAUUUACAGGGAAAUAUAACUAGUAUGACACACGUGUGAUGACAAUUUCACAUGACCAAUGAAUGAUGUAAUUUUCGGAAGCAAUGUCACAACAUAAUGUAGCUUUCCCAGUCUUAGCUCUGUGUAAUCGCUUACCAAAAUUAUACUGUUUCGUUGUAUCCUUCUGGUUACAUUUAAAAUGUUUUACACUGUCCUUGUUAGCCUAUUCAUAAAAAUAAUAAUAUGGAUAAUAAAGAAAUUAUUACACUCGCGUGUUAAUCAUACUGAUUUGACGAAACUCGUGUCAGGAUUCGUGUACUUCCCUCACUCUCACUUGGACAAUACAAGAAUCCUGACACUCGUUUCAUAAAAUCAGUAUGACAUACAUGCUAGUAUAAUAAUCUCUGUUUGUCCAACCUGUAUCACCACCUAAAGAAGUUUUACAAUGCGGUCUCUGACACAGCCCCAUUUUACAAAGCUACCUUAGUUUUAAAGUCACCUUAACUACUUAAGUUAGUGACUGUUUUGUUUUCCUAGGAUCGACAGGCCAUUUUACGAGAGAAAAAAUCUUAGCUUACAAUUUCCAUGAGUUAUCAUCAUUAUUCAUAUGUCAGUAAUGUUGCGAUUGUUAACAAACAUGAAAGAACUAAUAGAAAUAUUUCAGAAUUGUAUAACUUUCAUGAAAUUUUAACUUAUUAAAAAGGAAGUUUAAAUGAAUUCUGAAGAAAAGAAAGUGUUGGGUAAUAUUGGUGUUGAAUGAAUCAAAAAAAAAUUGGUGGUGUUUAUACUCCUGAUUAGUGCUUAGGUAAAGUUCUUGUUCUCCAAAAUUACUUGUCUGGUUUGACUUGAAGUUGUCUGCUAAACAAAGUGUUCAGUUUCGAUUCCCUCAACCAUUUUAUAUAGUUUUCUAUUGAACAAACAACUAUAGUCUUUCUUUUUGUUUUCUCCUUCCAGUCUAAGUACUGGACAUGUUGAUUUAUGAGAUAUAUUGAAGUUAAAAUUUGUAUAUUCAUUUUCAGAAAUUGUUUUCUUACACACCCAUUGGUGAGAACAUCAUGCAUUGUUUAUAUCACAUAUCACAUAUCAAUAACAACUAUUAACGUGUGUUAUCGAUAUAAAAACAUAUAAUUGGCUGCUCCACAUUGAAAUGAGCACAAUCAAAAUUGAUUGCUCUGUGACAUAUAAGUUAGCUCGACUCUUAAUUGAUGUGUCAGACAUAAGAUAACUGAAAGUGCAAGCACUGUAAAUAUGUUUCAGUUGGACAUUUAAAUUUAUUUUAAACCUUGUUUUUGAGGAUAUUCAAGUACCUGUGAACAAGUUAACAGUAAUGAAGGAAAAAUUUAAUUGUUAUAGAGAAAUGAUUUUUGUUGAGACACAAGACCAUUCUCAAAAUUAUGUUACGGUCAUAAUUUUUGUCAAAUUUGAAUCAUUUUAAAUUGUGCAGUUGGGUUUAUGACAAUUUUAUUUGGUGCACAAGAACUCUUUCCUGAUUAUAUAAACCAAAACAGCCUUCCUCACACCCACCCCAACGUAACAUAUCAUUCCUUUGGGCUUUCCCCUGCCUUUAAAAGCUAGAAUGUGUUAAUUGUAGUCACUUUAUGCUGGUAUUUUAUUUAACAUAGAACAACGGUCUUUUAAUAGCUUAUGUUUGCAUUUAUUAAUAACAGUGUUGUAUGUUAUGAUCAGAGAUGGAACGUUUUCUGGAUUUAUUGUUUUCAUAUUCUCCACCCAAAACUUAAGAUAUGGUUUCACAGGCCCUCGGAUUUCUUAGAAAUGGUCAUUUAAUGUCAGUAAAAUCACGAAACAAAUUUUUUUGUUUCCCAUUAUUAUUAUAUUAAGUACGACUAUUCAAGAAAAAUAAUUUGUAUAUAAUUACUUUUUUAAAACAGUUUCCGACGGGUUCCCAUAAUGACAAGACACAGAAGUGAAAAAAGUGUUACCCAUGAAAUUUGAAAUCCUAUGGCCUGUUUAAGCUGCUUCGCAUACAUUGUGCAGCCCUAACCCUAGGGCCAACCUGACCACGAAUAUUUAAAAUAUCUUUGUUAUUUUGCACAACCCAUUUUCAUCUCUACACAGUAGUGAAAUAUUGAUUAAGCAACCACUUUAGACAGUAUAAAAACCCAAAAGGUACUUAUGUAACAUGUUAGUUUAUGAUUUGGGGGAAUAAGGUGACUACUUAUUAAUAGGUGUUUUGUUUUAAGAGCAGGUGCAACUCUUUAUCAGCCUAUAAUGUCACAUGUCCAGGUAGACAAAGUAACCUGUAACAGGGCCCACAUUUAAUUGCAGCCAUGCAGCAAAUUACUGCAAUACCUUGAAAGUCUCGAGGCCAAACUGGUUGUGCCUUAUUUUGCAUGUUAGUAAUUGGUAAAUCAUGCUUAUACUAGACUCCAAAACGUUAUUUUAUUACAAAAAAAAACAUAAAACUGUACACAAUUAUUUAUUUUAAAUGGUUGUUAUUGUGUUAUAUUAAGAUAUUAGUUGAAGUUUGACAGGUUUCCCUGUCUUCUGGCACACACACACCCAUGACCGUGCCCUCUUACAUUGCCAAAUUAGAGGCCUACUACAAUUGGAUUUUUUAAAUUUAUUGGAAUUAACUGAUAAAAAUUUAGUUAACUUUUCCUACUUGUUCUGUACUUUUUAUUGCACUUCAGUUAAAAAAAAAAAAAAAUUGUGUUGAAAAAUAUUUUUUGACCCAUUUAAAUGUGUUUGUAGACAAUGAAAACACAAUCUUGCUGACAUUUGUUCUUCUUUAAAUUGUGCCUUAUGAACCCAAUGUGCUACAAAAAAGUUUCCUGUGAAUAAAAAAAUAAAUGUU
Messenger RNA from Gigantopelta aegis, 13362 nucleotides. RefSeq lists its product as uncharacterized. The record is from RefSeq and is a predicted model, not a curated record. Lineage: Eukaryota; Metazoa; Mollusca; Gastropoda; Neomphalida; Peltospiridae. The transcript has 20 exons. The coding region runs from base 579 to 9644 and encodes 3021 amino acids.